Culex quinquefasciatus (southern house mosquito) is the source of this 1539-nucleotide messenger RNA. RefSeq names its product SH3 domain-containing protein Dlish (gene Dlish). The record is from RefSeq and is a predicted model, not a curated record. Lineage: Eukaryota; Metazoa; Arthropoda; Insecta; Diptera; Culicidae. The transcript is spliced from 3 exons. Bases 190 to 1374 code for a protein of 394 amino acids. Gene Ontology annotation, molecular function: protein binding.
CACACACACAACCACAGACAGGUCGUCGUAGUGACGUAUAAGCCCAAUGGCAGCCUUGUAGAAAAUAUAAAAUUCCACCUCGGUUCGUUUCGUGUCGUGUUUUUCGGUAAUUUUCGCAGAAUAGAAAGCUCGCCCCAACCCAGAACCACCGUCGAAAUGUUCCGGAGUGCGUAGGGCGUCCCGUGAGCAAUGGCAUUUCUGUGUCCGGUCCGGAUCCGGCGGGGGAAGAAGAAAAAACCCAUCGGCAGCGACAUCGACAAGGACUUGUCGAGCAGCUUGGGCCUUAACCAUGGCAUGGGCCGCAUCACCGGGUCGGCCAGCAUCGAAACGCUGGUCCGCGUGGGCAUCGAAAAGGAGCACGGCCUCAGCCCGGACAGCAAGAUGGUCGUGCUGCACGACUUUACGCCCUGCGUGGACGACGAGCUAGAGGUGAAGAGUGGCCAAAUCGUGAACAUUCUGUACCGCGAGAACGACUGGGUGUACGUGAUUGGGCAGGACACCCGGCAGGAGGGCUUCAUCCCGCACUCGUACUGUGCCCCGUUCAACACCCAGCUGGCGGAUAUGGCCAUCAAGAAGAAACUGCCCCGGGACGGAAUCGGCAUUGGCAUUGGGCUGACCAGCAAUGACCUGACGGACGGGAUUCCGGACAUUAACAUAAUCGACGACAGUACGGGGGCCGGUCUGGUCGGGCUGACCGGUUCGCUCAAACACUCGCAGGCGAGUCUUAGCUCGGAGCCUGAUUUCUUGCCAUUUUCAAAGGACCCCAGCGGUCGCUACAUCGUGCUGUACACUUUUAUUGCCCGGGAUGAAAACGAUGUCUCGGUCGAGCGGGGUGAGUUUGUCACGGUGCUGAACCGGGAAGAUCCGGAGUGGUACUGGAUAGUGCGAAGUGAUGGCCAGGAGGGUUUUAUUCCGUCGGGGUUCGUGUAUCCGGCGGAGAACAUUCUCCAGGGUCAGACGAAGCUUAAUAUGACCGGGGGAGGUCCACCCGGGAACAAUAAUAACAACAACAACAAUAACGUGAAUGUGGGAGCAAACGAUCCGAAUGCGGCGAAUAUGCCGAACAUGAAUGGAGGAGGUGGAGUGAACAAUCUGGGUGGAAAUGGAGUUGUUGGCGGUAUGAACCCAAGCCAGCCACAGCAGCCUGGAAUUGGCUCGGAUGAUCUGCGGUAUCAUGGGACGGAACUGGUUAUGCUGUAUGAUUAUAAGGCUCAAGCCCCAGACGAUCUGUCAGUGCGGCGCGGCGACUGGAUCUACGCCGACCUGAACAACCAAACCGUCGACGGGUGGCUAUGGGCGUACGCGCCGAAAACGCGCAAGUACGGCUUCAUCCCGAAGGCGUACGCCCGACCCCCAGCCAUGACCAGCCUGUGAAACCAGCGCAAUCGCAGCGGAUUUAAACAAAAAUAAAAAGCUCUUGUUUGUAAGAUUCGUUUUAAGACUUGACGAGCAUCACUUAUACAUAAUAUUUGUUCAUAGAGGUAUAUAACAUUUACAGCUUCUUCGCAGCUGCACUACGAAAAAUUAAAAAAAAUCUUC